Chroicocephalus ridibundus (black-headed gull) is the source of this 2246-nucleotide messenger RNA. It is a transcript of the gene CCDC43, whose product is annotated as coiled-coil domain containing 43. The transcript is spliced from 5 exons. The record is from RefSeq and is a predicted model, not a curated record. Bases 230 to 967 code for a protein of 245 amino acids. NCBI's taxonomy places the organism in Eukaryota, Metazoa, Chordata, Aves, Charadriiformes, Laridae.
CGCGGCGUGUUCGUCGCCCCUGAGGUGAAGGAGCUCCCGGACACCGGGAACGGCCCCGCCGGGCACGGCCGCUCCCGGACCGCGUGCACGGAGGGAUCGGUCCCUCCAGCGCCGCCGCUCCCCAGCCGGCCCCGCCACAAGUUUGUCCACUGCGGCCACCGUCGCGUCCCCUCCCGGUUCCCGCGGACAGUGGCGCGCGCAUGCGCGGUGUGGGCGGCGCGGCUCCAAGAUGGCGGCGCCCGGCGGGGAGGCGGCGGGCGGUUUCGCGGCCUGGCUGGCGGCGCGGCUGGAGGCGCUGGGCCUCGACCGCGCCGUCUACGGCGCCUACAUCGAGGGGCUGCUCCGUGGGGAGGAGAGCGACGAGGAGCGGCUGGAGGCGCUGCGCGGCGUCCUGGCCGCCUGCCUGGAAGAAGAUCUCUUAAACGAUGUUUGCAGGGAAGUAGUGGAGAAGUGGUCUGAAUCUCAGAUUGUUGACGCCAAAGAGAAAAAAGAAGAUGAGCUCCAGGCCAUCGCCAGCAUGAUGGAGAAGCAGGCCAGGAUUGUGGUGAAGCCGAAGGAGGUCUCCCAGGAAGAGAAGCAAAGGAAAGCUGCUCUCCUGGCCCAGUAUGCCAAUGUGACGGAUGAGGAGGAUGGCGAGGAUGAACAGGAUGGAUCGAUUGCGACCGCAGUAAAUAUUGGAUCGGAAAAAUGUAUCCUUCGAAUUCUCAGUGACCCAGGCUUUUUGAGCAGAAGCUGCGUGGCUUCAGCCAGAGCGUUGCCUGCCCUUAACAUUCCGCCAGCGCUGUUCCGAAACACCAAUGUGGAGGAUGUCUUGAAUGCCAGGAAGCUGGAACGGGAGCUGCUGCGAGAUGAGUUCCAGAAGAAAAAAGAGCAAGAUAAGCUCCAGCGCGAGAAGGAUAAGCUGGCCAAGCAGGAGCGGAAGGAAAAGGAGAAGAAAAGGACACAAAAAGGCGAGCGGAAGCGAUAGCUGGGGUUUUGCAGUUGGACUGUCAAGGGUUAAAAUUAAGAAUACGGUGUGUGUUUAAAAAGCAGCAGAAAUUCUGGGCAGGUGGCUGGCGAGUGGUUCUUUGGAAACGUUUCCUUUUUUUUUUUUUCCCUUUUUUUUUUUUUUUUUGUUUAAAUAGCAAAAAAGAAAUUUGAAGCACCUCCUAAACUCGAAGCGUGCCAUGUGCUUGUGCUGUCAAAUGUCCCAGUCGGUUAUUGUGGCCAGUGUCUGUACCAAAGAACGGUGAAGUGAUUAUGUCCGUGUUUUAAAUUGAUCGGGUUUGGUUUUUUUUUUUUUUACUUCUAACCACUUCAAGCAAAGCAAAACAAGAUGUUGGAGACAGCUUCCAUGCUGGCCGCGUCCUCCCACCGGCCUUGGUUUGCAGCGACGGUGUGUUCCGAUGUGAGAACAUCGCCGAGCCCCUUUCUGGCCUGUAAUUAAGCACAUGCUGCUGCAGGGCGAACGUGAAUUUAUUUACACUAGCCUUGAAAAAUGUAUUUGCAAAUACAUGUAUUUAUGCUGCCCAGAACAACACUAUGUCUUCGUUCUGGCUGAGCUGAGAGCGCAGGGUUCGGAGCUGAGCUCAGCGAGGGCGAGUGCUGCUCUGCAGCAAGGAAACGCGAUGAAAUAUAGAUGAGUUGCAGCUACGAGACUGCACCACCCACGGGCUCUCGGCAGGGGAAAGGCCGUGCUGAUUUGAGCAGUGGCGAAUCGGUCAAGGCCUUACGCUGUUUUAAUACUUGAUGCCGGUAGCUGGAAAAUGGUGCUCCCCGAUGUUUCGUGUGGGUGAAUGUCGACUGUUAUUUCUGUGGCGGUUGCCAGGGCGGGUGCAUUACUGCAGGCGCAGCGGCUGUAGGCAAUUGGGGUGUGCUGGGUUCACAGGCCGGUUGCUCUCAGCGGGUGCAGCUGUAAGUGGGAGCUGCCUGUAGGGGCUGAAUGCUCUCCUGCCUCCAAAGGGCUCGUUACCUGCUGUUUCCAGCUGGUUUUGUGACAGAACACUUAAUUUCUGUAAACUGAGAAUGAAGGAGGCCCUGCAGCGCUUUCGGGGGUGCGGGAGGAACCGGGGUGCCUCGCUCCUGCGCUGCUUCGUGCUCUGGCCGCCGUGUUCGCUGGCGAGGUGCGCUCCGGGCAGCACCUUCCCCGUCGCCUGCUUUCAGCACCCGAUCAAAGGGUUGUGCCUCCUGUUGAACCAGCUGCUGCGAGUGUGAGUAUCCAACCGCUUUAUCUUUGGACUUGAAUAAUAAAAUUGGUUGGCCAAGAA